This is a messenger RNA of Candida tropicalis MYA-3404, 1713 nucleotides long. It is a transcript of the gene ECM25, whose product is annotated as Ecm25p. The coding region runs from base 1 to 1713 and encodes 570 amino acids. Gene Ontology annotation, biological process: signal transduction. The transcript has a single exon. NCBI's taxonomy places the organism in Eukaryota, Fungi, Ascomycota, Pichiomycetes, Serinales, Debaryomycetaceae. The record is from RefSeq and is a predicted model, not a curated record.
AUGGAUAGAAUAUUUUACAGAACUGAUCUUCGAGAUCCAACUACAAAUUAUCCAAUUUAUAUAUUCGAUUCGUCAUAUUUACCAUCCCCGGAACAUAUUAAUUAUAACGAAUUCCUCCCAAUUAUGAUGGGAUCUUUACCAAUCAAACCAUAUGUCUUGAUUAUGUUUAGUUGUGGUUUAAAUAAGAUUUCAUGGAUGUGGGGAGUUAAAUUUUUAAAACUUUUCCUAACGAGUAAUGAAGAAAGAGAUUUAAAAAAUUUGGUUAAAAUAUUCACCGUUCAUGAUAGUUGGUUUAUCAAAUCUAUAUCUUCAAUAUUGUAUAAUUAUAAUUCAACUAGAAAGAAUCUUCAACAAUUGGAUAGACUUUUAGAAGCUUUCACUAUGAAUAAUGAAUUAAUGAUGUUAAAUACACCUAAUGAAGAUCAAUCACAUACAAUGGUUAUACAUUGUAAAACAUUAAGUGAAUUAAGUCAAUAUUUGGAUAUAACACUUUUGAAAAUUUCUUUGAAUAUUUAUCGAUAUGACAAUCAAAUAGCAGAAUUGGUAUUGUUUAUGAGAUAUCAACCAAUAUUGAAUCCAGUGGUGACUUUGAAUAUUAAUCAACAUCCUAUUUUCCAUCAUCAUUUAUAUCAAAUUUUCAAAAUUGUGGAAAGUAAUUGUGAUAAAGUUGAAUUAUUAUUUUACAAACCAGGUAAUAAACUAAAAUGUGAUACUUUAUAUCAAUGUAUUUUAAGAAAUCAAUUGAUUUGGAUAAAUGAUUGGGAUUUAUAUUCAAUUGCUACUGUGUUUAAAAGAAUUCUAAUGGAAUUACCUUUUCCAUUGAUCAAUAUUGAUUGGAUUUCAUUACCUAUACAUGAUGAUUUGAAAUAUACUUUAAAAACAUUCAAAAAAGUUAUCACAAAUUUAAACAACUCACCAGAAACCAUUCAUUACGAUCAAUUAUUAUUUCAAAUCUUGGAUAUGCUUUAUAAGAUAAUUUCAAAUAAUGAAAUCACCAAACAUACCUCGGUAACAAUAUCCAAAAGUUUGUCAUAUAGUUUAAGUCAUGAAUUGAUAUCAAACAACACGACAAAUAUUCAAAUCAUUAAUCGAUUUUUGAAAAAUAUUCUUGAAUAUUGGGUUGAUAUACGUAAGAAUUUUAAAAUUUAUUCAAUUGAUGAUACUAUAGAUGGGAAACUUGAACAACUUAGUUCAUCAUCAUCAAGAAAAAUUUUACUUCAUGAUACUUCUUCAUAUGAUUUAAGUCAUGAUAUAACAUUAGAUCAAGAAAGUGAAACUACAGGAGAAGAAGAAGACGAAGACGAAGAAGAAUCAGAAUCAACAGUUGAAACAACAAAUAUUUUACAAGGAUUGAAAAUUAAUGAUAAUUCAAAUAAAAAUCUACAUCAAAGAACUAAAUCAGAAAUAUUAAUUCCUAAAACGUCACAUAAGAAAACUUUAUCUGAUGUUUCAAACGUUCAAAUUCAAUAUCCUCCUCAGAAAUAUAAGUUUACAAAUAUAACUAGAAAAUCAGAUAAAUCAUCAUCUUCAUCAUCAUCAUCAAUAGCAUCUUCAAAAUCAACACCACCAAUAACACCAACAAGAAAAACGACACCAACACUUAAUGGUACACCAAUGAAGAAACCAGUAAUUAGAGGUCGUAAAGUUAGUCAAUUAGCAAAAUUGUUUGAAGAAAGAAGUGAGGCUAUAGAAAUAUUAGAAUCUAUGUCUUAG